Molecule: messenger RNA, 1168 nt
Organism: Physella acuta
Lineage: Eukaryota; Metazoa; Mollusca; Gastropoda; Physidae
Source: RefSeq, a predicted model, not a curated record
GCGGUUUCUUCCAAGAGUCUUACAGUUAACGGCGUUGAUAUCAGAAGCGAAAUAUGCUCGCUAAAACUGCGCCCAUCAAACACAAACAUACAAUUUUGUUGCACAAACGCCCCAUCACCGUGUAUCACGAGGAUCUUUUUAAAUGGGCUACUGCUAGUUGGUGGCGUUGAAUGUGCCGAGUACACAGCGACUGAGGUGACAGAUAAUGCCCAAGUGACCUUCACAUUUUCCCAUGAUGUGUGCGGUGUUGCGGAUCCCAUGGAAUACCAAUGUACUGCUUUACUAGAAUGUACAACACAAUGCGGCUGGGAAGGAAUCCUUCUUAUCACAAUUUACACCAUUGUUUCUGCAACAAGUGUUAUCGUGGGAAUAACGCUGCUCGUUUUUAUUCUUAACAAGUGGAAUAACUUUACGGUUUUGGCUUUUACAUGUAUUCAGGUGUCCAUGCUCAUUAUCAGCAUAAUUAUAAUUAUUAUACAAGCCUUAGUUGACCCGUGUGCAUGUGAUCCUGACAACUCCACAAUUACUAUCAAUAUUUGGGCUAUCUUCGUAAUCAACUACUUUGUGGUUUUCUCUGUAUUCACUGUUACAGUCGUGUUACUUCUUCUAUGCAUGUUUUAUAAAAGUCAAGAGAAUUAUCUGGAUAUUCAAAGGAAACUUAUCUUUUUCAUACUGAACUUUACAAUUGUGGUACCCAUCUUUAGAAUGAUGCUAUAUCUCUAUGGAAAAUCCAAAAGAUCAAUCUCUUCAAACGAAAUAAAUCCCGUGAAAGACAAGUCAGGUCAAACACAAAUACCGCACAGCAAAUUUGCCCUUAAAAGUGGGCAAAAAGCCAGUGCCUCUGUAACAAUUUCUAAUGAUAAAACAAGCUCGAUAAAAACAAACCCGAUCGAAGCUACGUUUACUGACAACAACAAAAAGUCGGAUAAAAAAACCUAUGUAAAAAAUGUGCAAACGCCAAUGGCAGAAAAUGGACAUGGUAAAGCAGACCCAAACAAUCAAAAGAAAGAAAACACUAAUAAGGACAGAAACACUACAGUUGAAGAUAAACAAACUACACGUAAAGCAAGUAUUACAAAACACUAAAUGGGUAAUUUAACAGCAGUAUUGAUUGCAGAAAUAAUUCAUGCAGGUGAAAGAACAAGUAAAUACCCACCUAUUUAAAAAA